Messenger RNA from Suillus fuscotomentosus, 204 nucleotides. RefSeq lists its product as uncharacterized. The record is from RefSeq and is a predicted model, not a curated record. Lineage: Eukaryota; Fungi; Basidiomycota; Agaricomycetes; Boletales; Suillaceae. The annotation marks the transcript as partial. The transcript has a single exon.
CUGUCAACUCCAGAAGGCAAGGCGAAGCAUCCAAUUAUGCCUACCAUCGCUCAGCAGUUCCAGAAGGCUGUUCAAUCUGACUGUCCUAUCUCUGCGCUGCUUACUUCUGCCAGGCAGCCGUUGGUUAUGUCAACAAACAGAGUCAAGGAGUCCCCCCUGUUCAGAAAUCUGCAAGCAGUGAAGGACACAAAUUCACCUUUAUGA